Molecule: messenger RNA, 2868 nt
Organism: Anopheles gambiae (African malaria mosquito)
Lineage: Eukaryota; Metazoa; Arthropoda; Insecta; Diptera; Culicidae
Product: leucine-rich melanocyte differentiation-associated protein
Exons: 4
Coding region: 1867-2739 (290 amino acids)
Source: RefSeq, a predicted model, not a curated record
AGUCGCUAGCUGCAAUGCGUUCCGAAUCAAUUGCUCAUGACUGAUUGGCACUUACACAAUCACACAGAUUCUAAUACGCUCAGUGGUGUGGGGCUCAAAGUGAAUACGAUUAACACAAUCCACCCUGCCCUGGAUGCUACCGGGCAGACUGGAAUGGAGUUUUUAAACUAUGGCCUUGACGCGUACAAAAUAAACACGCUCCCGUUUCGGGAGUGGAUUGCAAAACCGCAGCCAACAGAGCACUGCUAAGGAUUCCGCGGUUGCGGUUUAUUAAAAGAAACAAAUGCUCAGAAAACGUGGUCCAAAUUAAUAAACUUGCUGCUAGGCUGUGUCCCGCGUGGGAAUCGAUGUGCUGUGCCGCUCCUUCGGGAGCUCUCGGGGAAAGUAGGAAAUGGUUGGUCCACUCUCACGGACACACACACACAGAGUGUAGUUCUUUCUGUAUGCAAAGAUUGUACCACUGUACCAAGGAGCCCUCGGCACGGUCUGCGUCACUUGGUCUGUGGCAGCAACGCAAGCAAGUGUGUGGUAGCACGCGACAGGAAGCGCGCGCUUAUCGCGGCUAAAACUACUCGGACUAAAAAGGGCACACAAUCGGCCACAACGGAUUCGAUUCGUUGCAGGUUUUAAGCAUUCGUUGUGCUGUGUGAAGUGUUGUGUUUCGUUAUGCUGCUGCACCCAGCACGAUCUUGGGAAACAAUCGUUUGAAUGUAUUUCUAAACUAAUCGAACGACAGCGUGCGUUUUCUGUAGAUCGUGAAUAGAAACGGUGAACAAGCAGAGGCUUUUUUAAGUGAAACGAUCACAAUUGUACAGCUUUCUGACAAAUUGUCCCAGAACAUCGUCCUUAUCAGUAUCAAUUAUGCAAGCCAUCGGCUACAAUGAGCGGUAAGUGAGCGUCCCAGAACCAUAGGGAGGGACCGUCAUUUUGUGAAAGUGCGUAAUAGCAAAAGGGGAAUGGUGGAUGGGUGCCAUGUUUAGAGCGCCAACGGAAAAUGUAUCAAUCGAACGCAUAAUUCAAUCGGCACACUUAACACUGCCUUAAUCUGCCUAGAUGACCUCGCAGGGGGAAAUUAAUUACUGCAACGAUGAGUGUAAGGAAAGGAAAGAGUAGCUACGAGAAUUCAAAGGUCCAUCGAUUGCGCAGCAUCAACAGAGAUUAGCACACAGUAGUGGCGAUGUAGUUGCAUGAUCAGUGUUCGUAGGGAGAAGAUCAAGUACCGAAUUCACAUCACGUUCUUCUUUGCAUCAUCGAAACGAGCUGCCGGAACACGACGCUAUCGUAUACUGAGCUGAUAAUAAGCUCGGCAGAAUACCCGUGAGAGAAAGUGGCACAGUCACGGCACGGUCUCUUAUCACACCGUCAUCGUUUGAUGAUCGUCACGUUGCGUAGCGUUCUGUGAGUGGGCGCUGAAGCGUUCCAUCCCUAAUCGAAUGCGUUUCAGAUUUUGCGCCACUAGCGUGUGUCUUUUUGUUCAAGUACUUUCACAUGUGCCUUUUUUGCCCUCUUACCGACAAUUUCAACCACUCGAUGGAUGCAACAAUCCCAGGCUUAACCACAAUCUAAGCCCACGGGUAAUGAUGGGGCAGGGCAGUGUGCGUGUGUGUGUGGUGACGAAGUAGGACGUUAUCUUCAUCAAGAGAGGAUCACUUUUCUCGUUUUUUUAUGGCUUGUGUUUUGUGACAUCUCUUUAGGGCCUCACAGAGAGCGAGAGAAUGCCUUGAAAAGCGUGCUGCAUGGUGUAGUUCUUCAGUCGCAUUGGAGCUGCGAACCGGGACCGAGACUCUGCGGCUGAAGUUUUAAGAGAAAGUGUGUCGGAGUGUGGACAAAAUAGCGAAGAAAAGGGCCAUUAGAAGACUCGAAACAAUGAUAUUUUUCGUCGACAAUUACUCUACCAUGGACGAGGACGAUGAGCUGUAUCUGAGCUACGACUGGUCAUCGGACGCGAUGUCGAUUAAAAGUGCCGGAAGUGACUCAAGCAAAUCGGAUGACAUUGACCAGAACGGCGAGCGGCUCUCGUUGGCGUACGAACGAUUGUCACAGAUCCCGCGCAAAAUCGCCGAGAAGUUCUCCCGCACGACGACGAUCCUCGAUUUGAGCUACAAUGAAAUCAAAGACCUCUCCUUCCUGACACACUUCCGGCAGCUGAACACACUCAUCCUGGACAAGAACGUACAGCCGGACGAGCGAACGCUACCGACCCUUCCCAACCUGGAGCUGCUCUGGCUCAACCACUGUGAUAUCAUCAACCUGCAGAACUGGAUCUAUCGCAUCCGCGAAUGCUGCCCCUCGCUCAAGUACCUAUCGCUGAUGGGUAACCCGGGUGCGACCUCCUCCUUCAACGGCAACUCCACGCUCGAACACAACGACUACCGGCUGUUCGUGAUCAGUAUUCUACCGCAGUUGCGCUACCUGGACGACGCAGAAGUGACCGCCGCCCAGCGUACGCAGGCGAAAAGCUUCAAGCACAGCUACAACCUUAACCAGGGACCGUACAACAUCUUCGAGACGGUAGGGCGUCGUCAGCAGCCGGUACUGCUGCCAAGUGGGGCCGAUGCUCUAACCACAACACCAUCCGUAACAGCAACAGCAACGGUUAAGACAACGCCAACGACGACCUCGACGGUAACAUCAACCUCUAAGCAGUCACCAGCAGCUUCGACGAAGGUGUCCAGCACCGCACAGAAGAAACCCCGAAAGCGUCGCAACGGUGCCACACAGUCACAGGGAAAUUCGUAAUUACCUUCCCUACACGAGGCACGGAAGGUGGCUAGUGUUGCAAGGUGUGCUUCCAUUUUUUUUGUAAUAAACAAUUGACCUCAAAGCAUUAUACGAAUGCUUUGUGCACGAUUACAGCAAAAACAUAAA